CGCAAAUCAAACCCCUCUCCUUUCUCUAUAGAUUUCCUCUCCGAUCAUGGCGACGGUUCCUCUCGAGCCUAUCCUCCAUCAUCAUCACUGGCGGGAAACCUCAAAGUCUCCAAUGGAAUCUGAAAAGCAUAAGCAAUCUUCCCUGAAUUACACUUGGAAGACAAGGAAUUGUUUGAUCGGAAAUGGCGCCAAACGCUGCAACUUCAGGCCUGUUAGUUCUAGGGUUUAUGAAAACUACCGUUAGAGCUUCUUCUAAUAGCUCGGUUGCUGAAUUAUCUCUUUCCAACACAUCCAACUCCGAUAAUGUCAUCUUCCACAAAACAUUUCCAUUGCAAUGUAUCGAAAAGGUCGAAGGAAAGAUAUUAGUCAGAUUAGAUUGUGGAAAAGAUGAAGAGAAUUUGCAGCUUGUUGUUGGAUGCAAUCUUCCAGGGAAAUGGAUUCUUCAUUGGGGAAUUAAUUAUGUUAACGACAUUGGCAGUGAUUGGGAUCAGCCUCCUGUUGAGAUGAGACCUCUAGGCUCCAUUCCCAUUAAGGAAUAUGCAAUUGAGACCCCUUUGGAAAAAUCAGUGGAGAAGGAAGCAGGGUUCAUAUAUGAAGUGAAGAUUGAUUUCAACACCAGAAGUUCAAUUUCAGCAAUAAAUUUUGUAUUAAGGGAUGAAGAAACUGGAUCUUGGUAUCAACACAAAGGGUCAGAUUUUAAGGUGCCUCUUACAAAUAUAUCUAAUGAUGAUGGCAAUACUGUAGGAACUAAACAAGAUUUUGCCAUAUGGCCAGGGACUCUGGGACACUUAUCUAACAUGUUGCAGAAAUCUGAUGGUGGCAAUUCAAAAGAAUCUACCCAGAAGGGGAACCUUUUUUAUGAGGAAUAUGACAUUGUAAAACAAUCAAUGGUUGAUAACUCCAUGAGUGUUUGCAAAAAGAGAUGUCCUGAAUUUGUUAAUAAUCUUCUGCAUAUAGAAACUGAUAUUCCUGGUGAUGUUGUUGUUCAUUGGGGUGUAUGCAAAGAUGAGAGUAAAAAAUGGGAAAUUCCAACUGGACCCUAUCCAGAUAAAACAUCAAUAUUUAAGAACAAGGCUUUGCAGACUCAAUUGCAGAAAAAAGAAGGUGGAUGUGGGUGUUCUGGAUUAUUUCCACUAGAUGCAGGAAUUGAAGGAUUUCUUUUUGUGUUAAAAGUAAACAAUAACACAUGGGUAAACUGUAUGGGAGAUGAUUUUUACAUACCCAUGUCAAAUGAAACAAACUUUAAGAAACUAGAACGUAUGGGAGAAGAAAAUGUGUCCAAGAGUAUGAAAAUAGAUUCUUCACAAGAUGUUUCCACAAAUACAGAUGAAUUAAUCAAUGAAAUAAGACACCUGGGUUUACCAUUGUUUGGCUACCUCCACCUACAGAAUCUAUCUCCCCUCAAGGCUACAUGCCCAAAGAUCUUUAUAAUUUUGAACUCCAGGUAUGGAAACAUUGAGGAAUUAAAGGCUCUUGUGAAUAAAUUCCAUGAAGUUGGUAUCAGAGCUUUAGGUGAUGCUGUUAUAAAUCAUCGUUGUGCACAUUCCCAGAAUCAAAAUGGUGUUUGGAAUAUUUUUGGUGGUCGUUUGGAUUGGGAUGAUAGUGCAGUUGUUGGUGAUGAUCCUCAUUUCCAGGGUCGAGGAAAUAAGAGCAGUGGAGAUAAUUUCCAUGCUGCUCCAAAUAUUGAUCAUUCACAAGAGUUUGUAAGGAAAGAUCUUAAAGAAUGGUUAUGUUGGCUGAGGAAGGAAAUAGGGUAUGAUGGAUGGAGGCUUGAUUUUGUGAGGGGAUUUUGGGGAGGUUAUGUAAAAGAUUACAUGGAUGCAAGUGAACCUUAUUUUGCUGUUGGAGAAUAUUGGGAUUCUUUAAAUUAUACAUAUGGUGAAAUGGAUUACAAUCAAGAUAGCCAUAGACAAAGGAUUGUUGAUUGGAUUAAUGCCACUAAUGGAACUGCUGGAGCCUUUGAUGUCACUACAAAAGGAAUUCUCCAUUCCGCACUUGAAAGAUGUGAAUAUUGGAGAUUAUCUGAUUCCAAAGGAAAACCGCCAGGUGUCGUUGGGUGGUGGCCUUCUCGUGCUGUUACCUUCAUAGAAAAUCAUGAUACCGGUUCUACACAGGGUCAUUGGAGAUUUCCAGGUGGAAAGGAGAUGCAAGGGUAUGCAUACAUCUUGACUCAUCCUGGAACACCAUCGGUUUUCUAUGAUCAUAUUUUCUCUCACUACAACUCCCAAAUAUCUACACUCAUCUCUAUCAGGAAUCGCAACAAAAUUCAUUGUCGUAGCAUGGUUGAAAUUAGCAAGGCAGAAGGAGAUGUUUAUGCAGCAAUUAUUGAUGAAAAAAUAGCAAUGAAGAUUGGACCAGGCCACUUUGAACCACAGCAAUCUGGGCCCCACAAUUGGUGUUUGGCUGCUGAGGGCAAUGAUUACAAGGUCUGGGAAGCUUUAUAAACUCAUGGUUAUUAAUAUGUAAACACAUGUUUUUGCUUAAGUAUAUACAACAUAUGUGACAAAAAGAUAAGGAGAUUCUGGGUAUAGGACACUAGUGUUGUUACAAGAAGGGAGAAUUAUGUAUUUAUACAUUUCUAUAUACUAAUAAUUGUAGUUACUUAUCUAAUGGUCAACACAGGUUCUAGAUUU
Molecule: messenger RNA, 2633 nt
Organism: Lactuca virosa
Lineage: Eukaryota; Viridiplantae; Streptophyta; Magnoliopsida; Asterales; Asteraceae
Source: the annotation of a GenBank genome assembly